UACCCCCAACCAAAUCUGUCGUGCGUUUCCGUCAGAAAAAGGGGGAAUUCCGUCCAACGUCGAACACCCCAAAUCCCCCCGAAACCUCCGGCGGCGAAAUCCUCCGUGCCUCCUCGCAACUCACAUCCAUCGCCUCCGUACCCCGGCACGCUCGAACCUCCCGAUUUCCCUCAAUCGGUUCUUGCAUCUCGCUGUCUCGCCGCGCUGCUGGUUGUCUGAUCCUUCGGGAGGGGGGAUUCCUCGCUGUCCCUCGCCCAUGGAGGCGGCGGGCUCCAGUUCGUCCCGGCCGCCGAAGCGCCGCCGGCCCGGGCUGCGUCCGUCGACGUCCCUGGAGAUGGCCGGCGCGAGGACGCCGUACAUGCCGUCCCUCUGCACCAACUCCAAGAACCCGUCCACCAAAUGCUACGGUGACAGAUUCAUACCAGAUAGGUCAGCAAUGGACAUGGACAUGGCAUAUUACCUCCUCACGGAACCUAAGAAGGACAAGGAAAAUGAAGCCGUGGUAUCACCGUCUAAAGAAGCAUACAGGAGGCUUCUUGCUGAGAAACUCCUGGGCAGCAGAACCAGGAUUCUUGCCUUCAGGAACAAGCCACCAGAACCUGAAGGGAUGCGACCACAGAUUUUAUUUGAAACUCCGACUUCCAGUCAGACCAAGCCUACUAAACAGCGCCGAAAGAUUCCCCAGUUUGCUGAGAGGACGUUAGAUGCCCCUGGAGUGGUUGAUGAUUACUAUCUUAACGUGCUAGACUGGGGAAGCAAAAAUGUGGUAUCCGUUGCUCUUGAGAAUACCUUGUACUUGUGGAAUGCAUCUGAUAGCUCUACUUCUGAGCUUGUGACUGUUGACGAUGACUAUGGUCCCAUCACUAGUGUCAGCUGGGCUUGUGAGGGGCAGCAUAUUGCCGUUGGCCUUAACUCUUCUGACAUCCAGCUCUGGGAUACAAGCUCUAAUCGCAUGCUGAGAACACUCCGAGGUGUCCAUGAAUCAAGGGUUGGUUCACUAGCUUGGAACAGUAGCAUCCUGACAAGCGGUGGAAUGGAUGGCAAGAUCGUGAACAACGAUGUCCGAAUGAGAUCCCAUAUGGUUCAGACAUACCGAGGGCAUGAAGCAGAGGUAUGCGGGUUGAGAUGGUCAGGAUCUUUGCAGCAAUUGGCGAGUGGUGGAAACGACAAUCUGGUGCACAUAUGGGAUGCAUCGAUGGCGUCUUCUAAUCCAUCUCUGGGUUACAACAGAUGGCUUCAUAGGUUUAGUGACCACUUGGCUGCAGUGAAGGCUCUUGCCUGGUGUCCAUUCCAGAGCAAUCUACUUGCCUCUGGUGGUGGUGGAAAUGAUCGAUGCAUCAAAUUCUGGAACACACACACUGGUUUAUGUCUGAAUUCUGUUGAUACUGGGGCCCAGGUAUGCGCACUGCUCUGGAAUAAGAAUGAAAAGGAGCUACUGAGUGCCUGCGGGUUUGUACAGAAACCACUCACAUUAUGGAAGUACCCAUCAAUGGUUAAAUUGGCCGAACUCGAAGGCCACACUUCACGUGUCCUCUGCUUGGCACAGAGCCCUGAUGGCUCCACGGUAGCCUCUGUUGCAGCAGAUGAGACUCUAAGGUUCUGGAAUGUGUUUGGAACUUCUGAAGCACCGAAACCUGCAGCCAAGACCGUACACACUGGAAUGUUUAGUUUCACUCAUAUCAGAUGAAGUUUCAUCUGUAAUAGGGUUGCGGGUAAUCGCCGUAUAUACUAGUAUGAAGAAGCUUACAAAAGAUGUACAUAUUCUCUAGAACCUGAUCACCAUCCAUAUUUUGCGGGAGUUGACCAACUUUGGAACUUCUGAUCUGAUAGGCAACUUAACCAUCAUUUUGUUCAGAGAGAAGUUUAUCGCGAUUUA
Molecule: messenger RNA, 1876 nt
Organism: Hordeum vulgare subsp. vulgare (domesticated barley)
Lineage: Eukaryota; Viridiplantae; Streptophyta; Magnoliopsida; Poales; Poaceae
Product: cell division cycle 20.2, cofactor of APC complex-like
Exons: 5
Coding region: 257-1687 (476 amino acids)
Biological process (GO): anaphase-promoting complex-dependent catabolic process; positive regulation of ubiquitin protein ligase activity; positive regulation of anaphase-promoting complex-dependent catabolic process
Cellular component (GO): anaphase-promoting complex
Molecular function (GO): ubiquitin ligase activator activity; protein binding; anaphase-promoting complex binding
Source: RefSeq, a predicted model, not a curated record